AUGAAAUUUUCGGAAGCGGUUGUCUUCAAGUUUUCAAAUCUCGUCUGCAAAAGUUACAACGAAUCUUGGGUAAUUUUUAACAACUGCCGCCUAAAAGCUGUCAGCAGGGAGAGGAUAUUACUUAAUGCGAAUGCUACUCUUGUAUAUCCGACUAACGAUAUUGGACUUCAUAUAAAGAUGUGGAAAAAAGAAAGUGGCUUUAAGCCAUGGUUACUGGACUCUACCAUCGACUGUUGCCGAUUUAUGAAAAAGACCUACAAUCCUUUUGCCAAUAUAGUCUUCAAUAUCUACAAGGAGUUUUCCAACUUUAACCACACCUGUCCAUACGAGGGCAUACAAGUUGUUAAGGACUUUUACCUUCGAUCGGAACUCCUUCGACUGCCGAUACCGUCCGGGGAAUAUAUGCUCUCAAUGAAUUGGUAUUUCUACAAAAAUCUGCAGGCCAAUACAAAUAUUACCUUUGUCUUUUUGGAAGAUCUUAUAAAUAGAGAUUAG
Molecule: messenger RNA, 495 nt
Organism: Drosophila bipectinata
Lineage: Eukaryota; Metazoa; Arthropoda; Insecta; Diptera; Drosophilidae
Source: RefSeq, a predicted model, not a curated record